UUCCGGGGGCGCUCCCCGCGCGUUCCCGCUAGCCUUUCUCCUUUGCUAGUGUCCGCGCCCGCGCGCCCGCCGGAAGGAAGGAGCCGCCAUUACAGGAGACACCCGUGUCACCCGGAUACACCCGGAAACAGCGACUGGGGCCUCAAUAAUAUCGCUGUCAACUGCAUACACCCGGAAACAUCGACCAGCUGCUAUAGUCUCCGAGUUAUCCGACUACCUCUUCAAACCGCGCUUGCGGCCUCAUCUAGAGCCAGUCACCUGAAUACACCCGCAGAAACGGACAGAUAGCCUGGUAUGAACGUAAAGGAGAGGUGUCACUCAUAUAACCCUGUACUUGGCAGCUACAUGAGCAAUUGCGGUUUCCAAUAUCUCACCAUGACUCCUGUGUCUGCGUCAUAUUCUGAAAACAAUGAUUUUGGAGCAGUGAAGAGUUGUCCCUGGUAAUCUAGUGAGCCUUCCAGAAAAAAGAAUCCUGUGCAUGGGGCUACAGAGGUUGUUGCUCUUGUUGACAUCCUGGUGCAUCUUGCCUUUAAAGAAAAUCUGUGCAUGGGGUGGCAGUGUGAGGCCUCACCUCAGCAGUUGUUGAUGUGGGGAGGAUGAGUAAUGCACCAUGAUGAUGGCACGGAAACCAGAUGUGCGUGUGCCCACCUACAGUGUCAGCGUUGUGGGCCUUUCUGGCACAGAGAAAGAGAAAGGCCAAUGUGGCGUUGGAAAAUCAUGCCUUUGUAAUCGAUUUGUAAGACCCAGCGCAGAUGAUUUUCAUCUGGACCACACAUCCGUCCUGAGCACUAGUGACUUUGGUGGUCGUGUUGUAAACAAUGACCAUUUUCUGUACUGGGGAGAGAGUGGACGGAUGCCAGAAGACUGUGUAGACUUUAAAGUGCAUGUGGUGGAGCAGACAGAAUUUAUUGAUGAUCAGACAUUCCAGCCUCACCGUAGUACUGCCCUACAGCCUUACAUCAAGCGUGCUGCCUCCUGUAAGCUGGCCUCUGCUGAAAAACUUAUGUACUUCUGCACAGAUCAGUUGGGCUUGGAACAGGACUUUGAGCAGAAGCAGAUGCCUGAGGGUAAAUUGUUGAUUGAUGGUUUCCUGCUGUGUAUAGAUGUUAGUCGUGGAAUGAACCGGAACUUUGAUGAUCAGCUAAAAUUUGUGUCCAAUCUUUACACCCAGCUGGCCAAGACAAAGAAACCCAUUGUUCUGGUUCUUACAAAAUGUGAUGAAGGAGUAGAACGUUAUAUCCGCGAUGCUCAUAGUUUUGCCCUUAACAAGAAGAACCUGCAAGUUGUAGAGACUUCUGCCCGGUCUAAUGUGAAUGUGGAUCUGGCCUUCACUACACUAGUACAGCUUAUUGACAAAAGCCGUGGAAAGUCUAAAAUUAUUCCUUAUUUUGAGGCACUAAAGCAGCAGAGCCAACUGAUUGCUGCCGCAAAGGACAAAUAUGAAUGGCUUGUGAGCCGAGUAGUAAAGUCUCAUAAUGAGACAUGGAUCAAUCAAAGCAGGCGCAUGCAGAGCAACAUUGAAUACCAAGAUUAUGUGCAUUUGGAAGGAACAGACAAAGCUAAGAAACUAUUCCAUCAGCACGUGCUACGGCUUAAACAGGAACACAUAGAACGACGCAGAAGAAAUUACCUCUUAGCUCUCCCACGAGCCUUAGAAAGCCUUGUGCCAGAUCUGGAUGAAAUAGAUCACUUAAGCUGGGUUAAGGUUUCUAAUUUGCUGGAAUCAAAGGCAGAGUUCCUAAAAUUUUUUAUUGUCCUGGAAGAGACACCUUGGGACUUCACAAUCCACAUUGACAGCAUUGAUGAACGCAUACCUUAUGAUUUGCUGGAAACAGUGCCUGCGGAAGAGGUCUAUGCUGCCCACUUGGUCAAGUUAAGGAAUGCCAGGAAAAAGGAAGAAAUGAAGAGAUCUUUCAAGGAGAACUUGAUCGCUUCUCCUUUCAUUACACCAGGUAAGCCUUGGGAAGAGGCUCGGAGUUUUAUCAUGAGUGAAGAAUUUUACCAGUGGCUGGAAGAGCCUGUAUAUAUGGAAAUCUACAGCCGACACCAAAAAGAGAUCAUUGAUAAAGCUAAAGAGGAAUUUCAGGAGUUGUUGCUUGAGUAUUCAGAGCUGUUUUAUGAGCUAGAGUUAGAUGCCAAACCCAGUAAAGAGAAAAUGGGCGUCAUCCAGGAUGUACUUGGUGAGGAACAACGUUUCAAAGCAUUACAGAAGCUGCAGGCGGAGCGAGAUGCCCUGAUUCUUAAACACAUUCACUUUGUCUAUCAUCCAACCAAGGACACUUGUCCUAGCAACCCUUACUGUGUUGAUACAAGGAUUGAGCAUAUACUCAGUUCCAGGUGCACAUAUCCCUAUGACAGACUACACAAAGAUCCAAAUGUAGAUAGGAUCAACCUUGUGAUCCUUGGAAAGGAUGGUUUGGCACGAGAGUUAGCAAAUGAGAUCCGAGCCCUCUGUACAAAUGAUGAUAAAUACGUAAUUGAUGGAAAGAUGUAUGAGUUAUCCCUAAGGCCUAUAGAAGGCAAUGUGCGGCUUCCUGUUAAUUCAUUCCAGACAUCCACUUUCCUCCCUCAUGGCUGUCUUUGCCUGUACAACUCCAAGGAGUCUCUGUCCUAUGUUGUGGAGAGCAUUGAGAAAAGCAGAGAAUCAAGCCUAGGUCGAAAGGAAAAUCACUUGAUCCAUUUGCCUCUUACGUUGAUUCUUGUCAACAGGAGAGGAGACACAAGUAGUGAAACUGCACAUAGCCUCAUUCAACAGGGCAAACAGGUUGCCAGUAAGCUUCAGUGUUUCUUUCUUGAUGCAGCUUCCACUGGAAUGGGAUAUGGUCGCAAUAUCAAUGAGAAGCAAAUAAGCCUAAUCCUCAGAGGGCUACUGGAGUCAAAAAGAAACUUAAACCUUGUCAGCUCCACUCCAAGCAUUAAAGAUUUGACAGAUUGUGAGCUGCGUAUUGUAAUGUGCCUCAUGUGUGCAGACAUAUUUAACAUAGAAGAUGUGCUGAAUGCACUAAAACCUCACACUUACCGUCCAUCACAAUGUGGGCUUGGUGGAUCAGUUCUACUUGACCUACCAAUUGGCAGUCAAAAACGUCGCUUGGAGCUGCUGUUGUUGUCGUAUCAUGCCUCCUUUAAUGUUCGCAAGACUCGUUUAGUGCACGGCUAUAUGAUUUUUUACGCAGCUAAGCGCCGUGCUUCCCUAGCUAUGCUGCGUGCCUUUUUGUGUGAAGUGCAGGACAUUGUCCCUGUGCAGCUUGUUGCCUUGACUGAGGGACCUCUAACAUUUUUGGAUUAUGUGGCACGAGAACAGUUACAAGAAGGGGAGGAAAUAGCUCAGGACAUUGAAGGUAAAUUCCUUAUUCUACCACAAGGGCAGAUACAGCCAAAGUUGGAUGUGUUUUACCCCUACUUCAAAGAUGUAUUGGAGAAAAAAGUAAUUAUUGAGGCCUCUCACAUGUAUGAUAAUACAGCAGAGGCCUGCAGCACCACAGAGGAAGUGUUUAGCUCACCCCGUGCAGGCUCACCCCUUUGUAAUUCCCACUUGCCAGACUCUGAAGAAGACCCUGAACCUUCACCUCAACACAUUUUAUUUCAAAAUGAACCUAACAUAGCAGCUCCCAUAAAAUUUACCAGAGAACUGGAGGAGACUGUGAUGAACACUUUAGAGAGCAAACUUAACAACAAGGUACCUCCUCCCCUUAAACCAAAGCCCCCUAUUCCAUAUGAAAUUACCAAGCCUGAGCUAUCAUAUUUGGAUACAGGGGCCCGGGAUGGGCACCGUAAGUCCUUGACUUCCAUAAACUGGCCCCCUUUGGAGGCCUUUGACCCUUCUGACUAUGCUGAACCUAUGGAUUCAGUAGUGAAGCCAAGAAACCAAGAGGAGAACAUUUACUCUGUACCCCAUGAUAGCACCCAAGGAAAGAUCAUCACUAUACGUAAUACCAACAAACCACAAUCUAAUGGGAGUGGCAAUGGCUCAGACAGUGAUAUGGACACAAACUCAUUGGAACGAGCAAGAAAAGCAUCCAUUGUCACUAAACCUGUCCUUUACCGUACCAAAUGUGCUAAACUUGGGAAAUUCUCUAGCUACAGGAGUAGUUUAAGUGUUGGCAGUGAUGAUGAACCUGGACCAAUUCGAAGAAAGGAAGAGGAGACUGGAACACAGGGUACAAAGGGGGACAGUACUACGAAUUCUUAUGAAGCUGAUGGAGAGGACCCACGCAAGAGGAAUAUUUUGCGCAGUCUGCGAAGGACCACUAAGAAAGUGAAACCCAAACCUCGUCCAUCUUUAACCAAGGCGACCUGGGAGAGUAAUUACUUUGGUUUCCCUCUGAGUAGUGUGGUGACUUCUGAACGACCAAUUCCAGUAUUCAUUGAGAAGUGUGUAGAGUACAUCGAAGCCACGGGUGAGGGAAUGACCACAGAAGGCAUAUACCGUGUUAGCGGGAACAAAUCUGAGAUGGAGUCUCUUCAAAGGCAAUUUGACCAAGAUCAUAACCUGGACCUGGCAGAAAAGGAUUUUACAGUGAACACUGUGGCUGGAGCCUUGAAAAGUUUCUUCUCUGAAUUACCGGACCCUCUGGUGCCAUACAAUAUGCAGGCUGAGCUGGUGGAGGCAUAUAAAAUAAAUGAUCUAGAACAUAAGCUCCAAGCUAUGAAGGAUCUUCUAAAAAAAUUUCCAAAGGAAAAUCAUGAAAUCUUCAAAUAUGUUAUAUCUCAUUUAAACCGGGUUAGCCAGCAUCAUCAUAUAAAUCUGAUGACCAGUGAAAAUUUAUCUAUCUGCUUCUGGCCUACACUGAUGCGCCCUGAUUUUACCACUAUGGACGCUCUGACUGCAACUCGCACAUACCAGACAAUCAUUGAGCUUUUCAUCCAACAGUGCCCCUUUUUCUUCUACCAGCGCCUUCCUGUGGACCUGCCUAUCCCUAGUUCCCCAUCUACUCCACCUCUCACCCAGCCAUCUCCUCCUCAGUCCCCUCCUCUGACGCCUGUAUCCCCCUCGCAGACCCUGCUUCCUACGGAGCACAACAUCCUGUGAUAACCCCUCCCCUUCAGCAGUAUCUAGUCACCCGGAGGCAAAGUCCACCCCUUCCCUGCUGCUUGCUGACCUUAUCUAAAGGGUCAGAAGUAUUACAUGUGGGACCAUUGCAGCCAUGAUGAGACUGGGACCCUGUAAUGGAGACAGCAGGCAUCACUGCACCUGUGCAAGUGCAAGGUGGAUCUCUGGUACAUUUUGGAGACAGGCUUCUCUGGUACACUGUUUAAAAAAAAAAAAAAAAAAAAAAAAAAAAGCAGGGUUCCCCGGUACACAAAUUUUAAAAGGAGGGGGUCCCUGGUACACUGACUGCAAGAGAGCGGGAUUUGGGACACCCACAGUGGAGAGGGUUAGCCAAUGUACAGAAGAGCCCUAAUCUUGAGUGGAUCUGAGGCAGAGCCCUAAUCUGCUCUUCAGAUCUCCACUAGGGUUACAAAUAAAGUGGCACUCAGUCUGGAUUACAUGAGGAUAACAUGAUGAGUUGCACUCAAGAGGAUCUGCACAUAAUGUCGAUUACGAGAAGAUCAACACUGUGAUUUACAGUCCAAGAUUGCCUGGAUUAGAUCUAGUUGGUUUAUACAGACAGGAGUCUCUCUGUGUUGUCCAUUGUGUGUGUGGAAGUUACUAUUAGGUGUUAAGAGGGCAGCAAUGCUGUUUUCUGUCCCCAUCCUUCCCCCCCUACCACCCCCCCAAAAGAAAAAGAAAAAAAAAAAUACAACACUUAACACACAGGACCCCAAUACCACACUACAUAUCUUAGCACUUACAGACAUAUGUGAUGGAUGCAGGAAAUUGGGGUUAACAAAGGAUGCAUGAAUUCAAAAUUGUAUGCUUUGUACAUUACUACAUGAACAACACUAAUACGUCAUACAGGCUGGAGGGCACAUGCAUGAUACAUGUGCUAGGGAGGUUUAUCUCUUGUUGCUCCAACUGUUUUUAUGAUAGGCAUCUCGGGGUUUCGAAUGCACUGCCAAAUGGAUUUGAGCAAAACUCUUGAGGUGCCUCAUUGCUUCGGCUCAUUUUGAGCCAUUCCCAUAUGUUGACAUUUUAAAUUCGGAGCGAGGCUGGAUCCUCAAAUGCAUGAAGGAUAAGACACUACUGCCUCACCAAUAACCUAAACUGACACUAAGAUUGCCCUCUAGUAACACAGCCUAGCCACCACCGAGAUUAACCUUCCUCCUCAUCUCACCCUCUACUCACUAAGACAGCCCUUUCCUACCCAGCUUGUCAGUGAUAAUCCAUUUUAGUCUUUAGUUUACUCAUGACAGGCCUAGUAAGUAUGUAGCCCAUUUUUUGUCAUCCAUGUGUUUAUCUGGUUAAAUUAUCUUUUCUAAAUUAGGACUUUAAAUAAUUUCCUACUUACCAAUAUUACGGUUAAUCACAGCUACUCCCUUUAUUAAAACAAACUCCCUCUUGCAACAGCCUGGGGCUUAGACAUUGUACCGAUUAGUAUGUAGCAUAAUCUUACUAGCUGGGCACUUUGUACUUUACAUCUGAGAAAUCCAUUUGUAGCAGCUAUGAUGAUCUGAUAAUUUAGGCAGAAAUGUUAAGUACACAGAAGAAGAUAAAUAGGUUGAUAUUCAAGGGCCAAUCUCAUUGUGUGGAGCUCCGUGUUAUGUGAUGGGGCCAGAGAGGAGCAUGUGUAUGUUGCAGGAGAGAGUGCACAAGGUAACACAAUGCCAGUCUGAGCAGAUACUCGAUAUAAUGUGUAGUGGGCUGAGUUACACACGCAUGCCUCCUGGCAGGCUUUGUUGUGACUUUGGGGUGACCAGUUGUCUAAUGAAUUUGCACUGGUUAUUUCCUGGUCUGUUUUUUUUUUUUUUUUGCUGUCCAUUGGUUGUGUUAGAGGGGUUGGGUCACUUUGUGCAUGAUAAUGUGAUCCUUCCGCUGACGCCCUGAAUCAUGUAUUUGCUGCGAGUCUGCUCAUUGUAUUUGGAACAAACUCCGAGGGCCUUAAUGUGACUUGUAUUAUAGCUAAUAAAUCUUGUUACAAACUCCCAGA
This is a messenger RNA of Xenopus tropicalis (tropical clawed frog), 7028 nucleotides long. RefSeq names its product Rho GTPase activating protein 35 (gene arhgap35). The record is from RefSeq and is a predicted model, not a curated record. Gene Ontology annotation, molecular function: GTPase activator activity; GTP binding; GTPase activity. NCBI's taxonomy places the organism in Eukaryota, Metazoa, Chordata, Amphibia, Anura, Pipidae. The transcript is spliced from 7 exons. The coding region runs from base 611 to 5029 and encodes 1472 amino acids. Gene Ontology annotation, biological process: signal transduction. Gene Ontology annotation, cellular component: nucleus; plasma membrane.